Molecule: messenger RNA, 864 nt
Organism: Vanderwaltozyma polyspora DSM 70294
Lineage: Eukaryota; Fungi; Ascomycota; Saccharomycetes; Saccharomycetales; Saccharomycetaceae
Gene: CSL4
Product: exosome non-catalytic core subunit CSL4
Exons: 1
Coding region: 1-864 (287 amino acids)
Biological process (GO): RNA processing
Cellular component (GO): cytoplasm; nuclear exosome (RNase complex)
Molecular function (GO): RNA binding
Source: RefSeq, a predicted model, not a curated record
AUGAAGAUAGCCGUUGAUAUACCAGAAUUUGUAGUUCCUGGUCAAUUAAUAGCACCAGAGUUUAUAUUGGAAGAUGAUGAAAACAAAGAAAGUGUUUACAAGUUCAUAUGUGGCCCAGGUGCUAUGUUAGUUGAACAUAAAGUUGGUAGUACUACUAUUAAUGCAAUUACAGCGUCUUUGCUUGGUAAAGUUAAAAUUGAGCAAGAUGUUAAAAUUGAAGAACACUUCCAAAAUGAUGAUAACCAAGAAGAAAGUAAAGAUAAAGAAAUGAAUGGUAGACAAACUAAGUUCGUUAGAAUUUCUGUGAUUCAUAAUUAUAAAGAUGUAGAAACCAAGCAAGUAGAUAACGAAUUUGCCAAUAAUUUACCAAAAGAAGGUGAUAUUGUACUUGCUAAAGUAACAAGAAUAUCGUUACAGAGGGCUAACUUGGAAAUAUUAGCUGUUGAGAAUCAACCUGUACCAAUCGAUAGUGGUGUUGGAAGCAAUGGACAUGGGGUAGUGGCAGCAGGUGGUGGUUCUGGUUCAUCAAAGUUUUCCGUUGCCCAAACUUCAUCUGAUUUUGGUGAACCUUUUAGAGGAAUUCUAAGAUCACAAGAUGUUAGAGCAACUGAAAGAGAUCGUGUUAAAUUAAUAGAAAAUUUUAAGCCAGGAGAUAUAAUAAGAGCACAAGUUCUAUCCUUAGGUGAUGGUACAAAUUAUUAUUUAACGACAGCUCGUAAUGAUUUAGGUGUAGUGUUUGCUAAGAGUGAUAAUGGUGCAGGAAAUUUGAUGUACGCUUUAGAUUGGCAGACAAUGGUAGCUCCAAACACAGGUAUUACAGAAAAGCGUAAAUGUGCCAAGCCAUUCGAUGUAGGUAAUUCAUAA